Molecule: messenger RNA, 3369 nt
Organism: Drosophila erecta
Lineage: Eukaryota; Metazoa; Arthropoda; Insecta; Diptera; Drosophilidae
Gene: brk
Product: histone-lysine N-methyltransferase set1
Exons: 1
Coding region: 632-2761 (709 amino acids)
Source: RefSeq, a predicted model, not a curated record
CGGCAGCGACGCCGGCAGAGGCGCGGCAGUCUAGAACGUAUCUUCGAACUAGAACGCCGAGGGCAGAACAAUUGUGUUUUGGAUUCCUUGCCGUGCGGAUCGCAAACGCGAGUUAUGAGAAGAGCGUAGUGAAACGUACGAGAAGUAGCUAACAAGAAAAAAGGAAAAAGAGCAGAAGAAGCAACAGCACGCAGACAUAUAUAUUUUUUUUAACUGUGUUUUAUUUAUCCGAUCUAUACCAAUCGAAAUAUACACAACAAUAUAGAUUUGAAACGGAUUUUGAAAAGUGAUUUCAAAUAAACUCCAAGAGUAUCUGAGCGAGUGUGUGCCAGUGUGUGUAUGUGAGACGCGUCGCAGUCGACGUCGCUGCUUUGGGGACAGAGCUGCCAGAUCGCGAGUUAUGAAAGCGCAAGCGUCGCACGCAAGUAGCAACAACAGCUACAACAAAAGCACCUAAAACUUACUACCUACUACUACUGCAAAACCGAACACCAGCCAACACACUCUUAUAAUUGUUCUUUUUUUUUUGCUAAAACAAAAUUAACAAAAAAAUACAUACAAAACUGACCAGAAUCUUGGGGAAAAUAUCAAAAUAACUCUGUAGAGAACGCCACGAAAAUAAGCCAUAAUCAUGGAUAGCAGCAGCGAACAGUUGAACGGAUCGGGAGCUUUGAAUUUCAAGCGGCCCAAGGAUUCUUCGGAGAAUGCCACAAACAGCCACACAAACAAUGGCAAUUCUUCGGGCAGCCCCAAAAUGGGAAGUCGUCGCAUUUUCACGCCCCACUUUAAGCUGCAGGUCCUCGAAUCAUACAGGAAUGAUAAUGAUUGCAAGGGCAAUCAAAGGGCCACGGCCAGGAAAUACAAUAUUCACCGCCGGCAAAUCCAAAAAUGGUUGCAGUGCGAGUCAAAUUUGCGAUCAUCGGUGGCCAACAAUCAGCAGCAGCAACAGCAGCAGCAACAGCAACAGCAGCAGCAGCAACAGCAGCAGCAGCAACUACUCCCGCAGCAAUCGGUAUCGCCAACACCGGCGGUCAAGGUGUUCCAUCAGCUGAGCCAUCCGCUGGUGCAUCAGUUGCAUCACCAUCAUGCCGCCGCGGUGGGGCAUCAUCAUCAUCACGCCGCCCACCAUCAUGCCGCACAUCACCAUCAUGCUGCAGCAGCAGCGGCGGCAGCAGCAGCGGCAGCAGCAGCAGCAGCAGCCCACCAUCAUGCCGCCCACCAUUUGCUGGCUGCCAAUGGCAUGGUUCCACACCCCCUGGCCGCCCAUCCACACAUGCAUGUCCCGGUGGCAAUGCAUCCUCAAAUGCAGCAUCAGAAGGAGCAGCAGUUGCACCAGGAGCAGCAGCAACAGGAUCCGCAGCAGCAGCAUCAACAGCAGGAGACACCUGCAACCAUUGCCACAAAUGGCAGCAAUCAGGGACCGUCGAGUGUCCUUUCGGCGGCCAAAAUAGCCGCUGUUGUGGCCGCCGCCAUGGCCACCAGCAAUGGCAAUCCCACACCGACAGCAGCAAUCCCCGCCAGCAGCAGCAGCAGCAACACAUUGCCCAGUAGCAACAAUAGCAGUUGCCACAACAGCAGCAGCGGCAGCGGCAGCAGCAGCAACUGCAACAGCAACCAAGUGCCAAUACAAGUGCCAAUCCUGAGCGGAUCGCCGGGAUCCACAUCGUCAGCCAGUCACAUUCCACACAUGCCCUAUGCCUACCAUCACCAUCACCAUGGCUAUCUGGAGAAUCGACUGGAGGCAGUUGCCACACCAGCGCCCAUGGACCUCUCCCUCGGAUCCUCUGCCCGCCGUCAAAUGCAGUUGAACGAAAAGGAUCCGUCUGGUGUGGAUCUCACCUUCCGCAAGCGUAAGGUCAUCACUAGUCCGAUGCAGCCAGAUAAGAUCAGUAAGCUGGAGGAGGUGAUCAAGAAGGAGCCCGAAACGGAAGCGGAGAACGAGGAUGUGGAGGUGGACGUGGAUGUGGAGACGGAGCAGCCGGAGGAGCACAAGCUGCCCUCCAAACAGGUCAAGCUCUUCAAGCCCUAUUUGCUGGACGACGAUGAGGAGCAGGAUCAUCAUCAUCAGCCUCAGCAUCACCAUCACCAUCAUCACCAUCCGCAAGAGGAUUUGGAUGAGGGCGCUGCCGAGGAGGAGCAGGACGAUGAGGAAGAGUCUCGCUAUGCCGACGACGACGAGGUGGACUCCAAGGAGGCGGCCGACAAGAAACAGCGUCGCCUCAAGAAGAAGCCAGCGGCGAUCAACGAACAAAGGGAGCCCAUCAUCUGGAGCAAUCAUCCCUAUCCCGGUGGCUGUGUAUCGCCCGGCAGCUCGAUCGGCACAAGCUUUCAGUGCCCCACCAAUGUGCAACAGCAGCGGACAUUUCCCGUCGCCGGCGGGAGUCCUAAUCAGCAAUUUCAGGACAACUGCAGCUCCAGCAAAGCCACCACGCCCCUCAGCCCAUUCUCGGCGCCCGCCCUCUCGCCCACCGGCUUCUGUUGCCCCAAGGGAUCGCCCGUUUCCGGUUACGAGAGCAGCUCAUCCACCUACAGCGACAGCGGCAGCAACUACAGCCUCAAUCUCCAGCUGCAUGCCGUCUACAACGACAAUCUGAUGUACAUGCAGCAGCAGCAACAGCAGCAGCAGCAGCAACAGCAGCAGCAGCAUCACCUGCAACAUCAGCAACACCUGCAGCGCUGGCUGGAUCAGGAGUCCUUGGCCAAGCGACCCCUGAUCCUCGUGGCGGAUUCUGCGCCCACAAACCUGACCCUGGUGGCCUAAGAACACUCACUCACACACACCCACACCCACACACCCACACACACAACAAACAACACACACACACAAUAGAAACUAAGGAAGCAGCAAUCCCACCAAUCGGAUGUUAUAAUGGCAGUCACUGGGCCUGGCCUUUUAGUUCUCUAAGCCAUAUUUAAGCUUAAAACGUUUUUUUUUAGCCCUACCACCUAAGUUUACCUUAACAAAAAAUUGUACAUCUAAGCGCAAACAUAUAUCUUCCAAGCAUAUCAGCAAAAAAAAACCCCAACCCUAGGAAUAGAUCGUUUUUUUUUUGGCUACCUACUAAGAACAAAUUAAGCUUAAGUUCAGUUUUUUCUUUUUUUUUUUCCUUGUAUUAGCUUGUGUAAAUAAUUGUGUACAAAAAGUAAAACAAGGCGAAACAUUUGAAUUUGCUUAAGAAUUUCAUCGCUUCAUUUCAUUUGUAUAACGUGUGGGAGAGUAUAUUAAGAGAGAAAAUGUGAAAAAUGCAACUGGAAAAACUGAGAAAAUUGUUAAGAGUAAAGCUUUAAAAACGAAACAAAUACACACCUUUACAAUACACACUUUUUUAUUUGGAAAUUGAAAAUUCUUGUGAUAUGACAACAAAACAA